Molecule: messenger RNA, 1053 nt
Organism: Apis laboriosa (Himalayan honeybee)
Lineage: Eukaryota; Metazoa; Arthropoda; Insecta; Hymenoptera; Apidae
Product: 2-oxoglutarate and iron-dependent oxygenase domain-containing protein 3-like
Exons: 5
Coding region: 1-972 (323 amino acids)
Cellular component (GO): membrane
Molecular function (GO): iron ion binding; oxidoreductase activity, acting on paired donors, with incorporation or reduction of molecular oxygen; L-ascorbic acid binding
Source: RefSeq, a predicted model, not a curated record
AUGACACAAGAAGUUAAAAAAGGAAAAAAGAAACAAGUAGAAAAAGAAAAUCAAAAAGAAAAAAAAAAAGAAAAAAAUAUAAAAGAAAAUACAGUUGAAAAUAUUAAAGUAAAAUAUGGCUCUUCUAUAAGAUUUCCUUAUCAAAGAAUAUGGUCUCGCCCUGCCCUUAUAUUUCCAAUAUUGUUCAUAGUUUGGUAUAAUAGUAAACAGAGUAAUGAAAUUUAUUUAGCAAAACAAAAAGAAAUUUUAUUAAGUCAUACUCUAAAUAUUGAAUGUUCAAGUGAUUAUGAAGCAGAAACAAACAAAUAUCCUGAAUGUGUACCUGAAAAAUGUGCGAGAAUAGUUAUGGAUAAAUUAGUAUUAUCAACAGAAAGUGAUAUAUUAUUAAAAAUAGCAGUAAAUGGUUUGAAUUUAGGUGGUUCUGAUGGUGGUGCAAGUAUAUUAGAUCUCCAUUCUGGUGCAUUAAGUAAAGGUCAAGGUUUUAUAGAUAUUUACACAUUAUCAGAAACAAAAAAAAUAUUCAAUAGUUCUGACUUUGCAAUUUAUAAAACAAUAAAAACUAAGAUACAACAUGCAAUAGCACACAAUUUUGGAAUACCUUCAAAUAAAAUAUAUUUAACAAAACCUACAUUUUUUUCUCGAAUGACAAAUAUAUCUGCAAAAACUAUACAUGAUGAAUAUUGGCAUCCUCAUAUUGACAAAGAAACAUAUAAAUCUUUUCAUUAUACAACUUUACUUUAUUUGAAUGAUUUUGGAAGAGAUUUUGAAGGAGGCCGAUUUGUAUUUAUUGAUAAAAAUAAUGUCAAAACAAUAAUAGAACCUCGUAAAGGUAGAGUAUCUAUGUUUACUUCAGGUAGUGAAAAUUUACAUGCAGUUGAAAAAGUACAAUCAGGUACUCGUUAUGCAUUAACCAUAUCUUUUACUUGUAAUCCAGAUGCCGCUAUUUCCGAUCCAAAUUAUCGUAUAAAAUAAAAAAAAUUAUUAUAUAAAUGAAAAUUAUGUAUUCAUUUUAAUUUUAAAUAAAUAAAAUGUUUAUUUUAUUUUAACAACGAA